AUGGCGGCGGAGGCGCCGUCGCCCCCGUCGCCGCCCGCCUCGCCCGAGCCCGAGCUGGCGCAGCUGCGGCGGAAGGUGGAGAAGCUGGAGCGCGAGCUGCGGAGCUGCCGGCGGCAGGUGCGGGAGGUGGAGCGGCUGCUGCACCACACGGAGCGGCUGUACCAGCGCGCCGAGAGCAGCAACCAGGAGCUCCGCACGCAGGUGGAGGAGCUCAGUAAGGUCCUGCACUGCGGGAGGAGCAGAGACAGGGAGAAGUCCGAUGUGGAGGUGCAGACAGAGGACGGCGCUGCCUGGGCGGCCUCAGAUUAUUAUUACCAGACCUGUUAUAGUGAUGACAGUCUGGCAAAUCAGGUCGCUGAACUCGCAGCUCAGCAGCGCCAGCGUGCUGAAGCUCCAGCUUUGACGUGCGAAGACCAGUCACAGCCAGAGCGUGCUGCUUACGCUGACCCUGCUGGGUGUGCCCCUGGGCACCACCUCGCCCCGGACACUGAGGGGCCAGCGUCUGCAUCGGCAGCUGAAGGUGCGCCCUUGGAAGGGGCGUCGUUGGCCGAGAGCUUGAGAGCUGCAGCGGAGGCUGCCGUGUCGCAGACGGGCUUCAGCUACGACGAGAGCACUGGGCUCUACUUCGACCACAGCACUGGUUUCUAUUACGACUCGGAAACUCAGCUGUACUACGACCCUUCCACUGGCAUCUAUUACUACUGCGACGUGGACAGCGGUCGCUACCAGUUUCAUUCGCGGGUGGAUCUGCAGCCUUACCAGACUCCUGCCACAAGACAAAGUAAGGAUAAAAAAUCAAAGAAGAGAAGAAAGGACCCAGAGUGCUCUACGGCAGCUGAAGAAAAGGACGUGAGUUCAGCAGACCAGAAGGCUGCCAGUGUGGAAUACGCAAGCUGCGGUGAGGCAGAGAGUUUUGCAAAUGGGAGGAAGAAGGCCAAAACGGACGUGGAUCACAGACACAGUCCUCCCCAAUGUGGGGCAGAGUCCCCUCCCUGUGACAGCGCCGCGAAUGCCGCUGCAGGUGACGCCGGGAAAGGCACAGAGACCGACAGUGAGCCGGAGGAAGGUGAAAUUACAGACUCUCACACCGAGGGCACUGGUGAGGAGGAGGAGGACGGCGGCAGUGUGGACACCGAGGAGGAGGAGGAGAAGAUCUGGCCCCCAUGUAUCAGAGUGAUUGUCAUCAGGUCCCCGGUGCUGCAGACUGGGUCGCUGUUUAUCAUUACCGCUGUGAACCCGGCUACGAUUGGAAGAGAGAAGGACAUGGAGCACACCUUGCGCAUCCCUGAAGUCGGUGUCAGUAAGUUUCAUGCAGAAGUGCAUUUUGACCACGACUUACAAAGCUACGUCCUGGUGGACCAGGGCAGUCAGAACGGCACGACUGUCAACGGGAAGCAGAUUCUCCAGCCAAAAACCAAGUGUGACCCUCACGUGCUGGAGCACGGGGAUGAGGUGAGAAUCGGGGAGACGGUGCUGUCCUUCCACAUCCACCCUGGCAGCGAGACGUGCGAUGGCUGCGAGCCAGGGCAGGUGAGAGCGCACCUGCGCCUUGAUAAGAAGCACGAAGCUUUCGUUGGUCCAGCACUAAGUAAAGAAGAAAAAGAGUUGGAAAGGAGAAAAGAAUUAAAGAAAAUACGAGUGAAAUAUGGUUUACAGAAUACAGAUUAUGAAGAUGAAAAGGCCUUGAAGAAUCCAAAAUACAAAGACCGAGCUGGGAAGCGCAGAGAGCAGGUUGGGAGUGAAGGGCCCUUCCUGAGGGACGAUGCUCCUGCGUCUGUCCAUGCUGAAAUUACAGAUAGCAACAAAGGCCGGAAGAUGUUGGAGAAGAUGGGCUGGAAGAAAGGCGAGGGCUUGGGGAAGGACGGCGGCGGCAUGCGCGCUCCGAUCCAGCUGCAGCUUCGGCAGGCUCACGCGGGCUUGGGGACCGGCCAGCCGUCCUCCAUUGAAGAGGGUGCCCUCCUCCAGAACAAGAGCAGAAAGAACUGGGACAAAGCGCGAGAGAGGUUUGCUGAGAACUUUCCGGAAACCAGGCCGCCCAGAGAUGCGCCGGGGAGCGCGCCUUGGGUGAAAGGGACUGCAGAGUGAAGCCAGUCGCAGCGUGGUCGGGAGCUUGGAGGAAGAGUCUGCAAGUCUCCGCUUACGUGAAACUGCUUCUCGGAAGGUCAGUGGCACAGGGACCUGUGUCACAGCUGCCGCCACGUGUAGGCUGUAAUAAAGUGUAGCUACAGUGACUGGAUCAGGGCGUGUGCUGAGUGGCCUAACGCUCACGGGCAGAGUGGCUGGCAGGCUUGUUACUUGGUCUGGUCAUUACAUCAGUGCGUGAGCUUCAUGAACUGCAUCUUGUCCUUGUCCCCAGAGCGCACAGCAGCAGAGAAAAAAUCUAGUGUUCCUUGGAGCAGUUUUGACUUCCAUGCAUCCCCGUCCACGCCCCUUAGAAGCUGGUGAGGACGUUGAGAAGGUGUGGGCGAUGGUGCUGAGGUGGGGGAGCAGCCCAGAGCUCGUGGACAGCUGACUCUGGUGGGAGAUCCCACGGCCACUCAUUUCUUCUGUGAAGAAUCUGUGGAUGUGUGCUCUGUGUUGCGCAUUCACAUGUGUUAGUUUCGUAGCAACUGAGAUUCUAGGUGAGAGCAGCUGAGAGCAGUGUGGGAGUCGCGUAGCGUGCUGGCGUUUGUAGUUCUGUUCAGUACCAUUGCGGGCAGUGGAGUUUGCCAGGGAUACCAGGUCUGUAGUGCAAGGGUCUCCCAGCCUCAGCCUCAGCCUCACAAUAUUGAUGGGAAAUGUUGACAAAUGCAAUAAAAAAUGACAAUGUUGA
Lepus europaeus (European hare) is the source of this 2812-nucleotide messenger RNA. RefSeq names its product angiogenic factor with G-patch and FHA domains 1 (gene AGGF1). The transcript has 14 exons. Bases 1 to 2085 code for a protein of 694 amino acids. Lineage: Eukaryota; Metazoa; Chordata; Mammalia; Lagomorpha; Leporidae. Gene Ontology annotation, molecular function: protein binding; nucleic acid binding. The record is from RefSeq and is a predicted model, not a curated record.